AAUAUGGUGAUAAAAAGUUGUUUUUUCCACAAGAUUUUACACUAGGUUCUGCGUGGAUACUCUACACAUCUUUGGGUAUUAAACACUAAAGAAAAUUCUUAGUACAAAAAGAUUAAAAAUGAAAUGUUUCGUGAGCAAAGGCAAAGGUGCAUGUUAGCAUGUGUCAUGUGUGUUGGAAGAGAAAUAGUAAAAUUUAUUCUCGCGGUACUUUGCUUCCAAUAUUUUGCCAAAGCAAGUGGUAAUAUACGCAGAAAUUUUGCAACGAAAUCAAGGUAUCCACAAUAUAAUGAUGAUAAUCAUGAUAUCGUCAAGGUUCCAAACGGAUGCUCUCCUUUGCAUCUUAAUAUGGUGCUCAGGCAUGGUACAAGAUACCCUGGGAAGAAAGACAUAAAAGGAAUGGACGAAUUGGCAGGUUACAUCAAUCAGUUUCACAACAAAGAGACAACAUAUGGAAAUUUAAAGAUGCCAUGGGUCAAUCGCUUCAAAUAUGGUGAUAAGUUCCUCGCCAAAGUUGGUGCAGAGGAAUUGUAUAACAUCUCAAGAAGAAUACGGAGAAAAUUUCCAUCACUUUUCUCUCCUAAAUACUCAGGAGAACAACACUACUUUGUCAGCACAAUGACGCCACGGACCAGUCAAAGUGCCUCAGCUUUUUCCUUUGGUCUCUUUGAAGGAACAGGUGUGCUCGGACCCUCAAAAUUCCAGCCUGUUGCUAUAACAACCACCAACCUAACAGAACCCCUGUUGAGAUUUUUUGAUAUUUGUUCGGAAUAUAUACAGAGAGUGUCAGAAAAUAAAGAGAUAUCAUUGGUUGAAUUUCAUAAGUUUAAGGAUGGUGAAGAGAUGACAAAUUUGAAGGCAGCCUUUGCCAAGAGACUAAAUAUUACCGACCAUUCAGGCCUUACAUCUGCUCAUAUUCAAUAUAUAUUCUUAUCAUGUGCUUAUGAACUUGCAAUCUAUGGCGAUGGGCAAUUAUGCAGCAUACUGCAUGAUUCAGAGUUGGACAUUAUUGAGUAUAUGUAUGACAUUAAAAACUACUGGAAACGUGGUUAUGGAUAUAAAAUAAACUAUGAUAUGAGCUGUUUAUUACUCAAAAACCUAACCGAAUCAAUAGAAAAUGUUGUGAAAUCUUUAGGGACAUCAGUUGCCUAUACUCAAGCAAUAUUUCACUUUUCCCAUGCAGAAACAAUCAUCCCAUUAGUUUGUCUAAUGGGAUUAUUUAAAGAUAAUGAACCGCUUUUAGCAAAUAACUACAGGAAACAAAAGAACCGUCAGUUUAGGACGGCCAACAUUGCACCGUUUUCUGGAAACAUUGCAGUUGUUCUAUAUUCAUGCAAAAGUGAUGAUGAAAAAUCUGGCAUGUUCUAUGUUCAAGUACUAGCCAAUGAAAUACCUGCUGCUUUGCCCUGUUGUGACGCAAAGGAACUGUGUCCACUCAAUCAAUUUAGAGCUUGUUUUAGACACAUUGUUGAACAGUGUGAUUUACAUAGUAUAUGUAAUAGUCCAUCAAAUCACAAUGAACUUUGAUCAUGUAGCAUAUAUUAUCAAUGUAU
Messenger RNA from Dendronephthya gigantea, 1550 nucleotides. RefSeq names its product multiple inositol polyphosphate phosphatase 1-like. The transcript has a single exon. The record is from RefSeq and is a predicted model, not a curated record. The coding region runs from base 124 to 1524 and encodes 466 amino acids. Gene Ontology annotation, molecular function: inositol phosphate phosphatase activity; acid phosphatase activity. NCBI's taxonomy places the organism in Eukaryota, Metazoa, Cnidaria, Anthozoa, Malacalcyonacea, Nephtheidae.